AGCCUCUGCCCCCAUCCUUCCCACCACCCCAGCUGGCCCUGUGACCCUGGAGCAGGGUCCCUGCUUCCAGGAUGGGCCGGAGUUUGAUUUCCAGGAAUUCAGGCAUACUGUCGGUGAUUUUAUAUCUGAUGUAUCCAGCUUAAUGUCGCCACCACUGGACUGUACUGACUAUGAUUUCUCACUUGGUGAGGAGGUGGGUUUUAGCCCCUGCACCCCGCAGCUGCAGAGCAGUGCACUGGUGCAGGUUUCCCCACAGAACCUGUCUUCCCCUGAGCCGUGCUGGAGGGACCUGGCAGACCAGCACCAGAAAGCACUGGGAGAUGCCCUGGAAGAAAACAGCCAGUUGCAGGAGACCCUCACACAGAGGCAGGAAGAGCUGCUGACACUGCGGGAGAACAACGUGCAGCUGAAGGAGCUGGCAAGUCAGGCCAGGCAGCUGGCGGCUGUUCUUGACACGCUGAUGCUCCCGCAAAGCGCCGACGGGACAGACCUUCCUCCUCUUCCUCCUCUUCCUCCUCUUCAUCCUCUUCAUCCUUUACCUCCUCCGCCCGCCGCUGCUGCGGCCGCCACCGCCGCUGCCCUGGCCGGGACCGGCCUGGAGGAUGCGGAGGGCGUGGACGCCAUGCUGCGGGCCGUGUCGGAGAAGUGUCGCGCCGCCCUGCGAAGCCUGGGGGGCAGCCCCCGGGGCAGCCCGGGACACAGCCCGGGAGGCAGCCCCACAGCCAAGCGCCCACGGCCGGGCCCGCGGCUGCACGGCGCCUUCCGCGGGCUGCGCACCGGCCGCGCCGCCCCGCGCCCGGUCGGCAGCGAGCUGGAGGGGAGCGGCAGCCUGCGGGCUGCGCUGGGGGAGGCGGGAGCCAUCCGCACCCUGGCCUUCCCGCAGGGAAACGCCUUCACUCUCCGCACAGCCGCCGGCGGGCACCGCUUCCGAUGGGUGCCGCGCUGAGCCCCCCGCCGCUCCGCGCACCCGUGUCCCGGGGCCUCUGCAGCCUGAGGCUGGCAGCGCACACCCGUCGGCACGCUCCCCGUUUUCUCUUGGAAAAGGGGUAUUCUCCCUGCUGCCGGAGAAGCGACGGGCUGGCGCGGCAGAGGCACCGUGCCUCAUCGAGGGUCCUGCGCCGCAGGCUUCGAACGCCGUGCCGCCGUGGCUCCUGGCCCGCAGCUUGCCAUCAGCAGCUUGCUAAUGAAAGUAGAAAUUAAACGAAGAUCUGCCCGGUUUUAUCCAGAGGUUUUAAGUCAGCUGAGCAGACAAGUGUAGCUGACAGGACAGCGGCUGGGGUUGGCCAGUAUGAAAGCAGAGUGAUCGUCCCAGAUGGUUAAUCACGAUGCAGCUGCUCUAUCGUGGAAUUUCACACCCACAAUGUUUACAAAGUGCACUUGUAUCAUUCAUGUGUGCAACUGUGUGUGUAUAUUUGCACUCAUUAUGAUGAUUAAAUGGUGCUUAAAAUCGCCGUUUUAUUUGUACAGAUUUACUGUGAACUUCAUUUUGCAUCAGAUGUGCAUAUUUACUUUAAUUAGAGCAGAGAUAGCAGAAAGCAUGUCUGACAGAAUAGAAUAAAACAUGCUACUUUUAACAUUAGUUAGUGGUACUAACUUAUGUAAAGAGAAAUGUAAAGAGUAGCAGAU
Onychostruthus taczanowskii (white-rumped snowfinch) is the source of this 1626-nucleotide messenger RNA. It is a transcript of the gene MCIDAS, whose product is annotated as multiciliate differentiation and DNA synthesis associated cell cycle protein. Gene Ontology annotation, cellular component: nucleus. The record is from RefSeq and is a predicted model, not a curated record. Lineage: Eukaryota; Metazoa; Chordata; Aves; Passeriformes; Passeridae. The coding region runs from base 143 to 946 and encodes 267 amino acids. Gene Ontology annotation, biological process: negative regulation of DNA replication; negative regulation of cell cycle. The transcript is spliced from 5 exons.